Salvia splendens (bonfire salvia) is the source of this 1034-nucleotide messenger RNA. Its product is annotated as adenine phosphoribosyltransferase 1, chloroplastic. Gene Ontology annotation, cellular component: cytosol; cytoplasm. Gene Ontology annotation, biological process: adenine salvage. Lineage: Eukaryota; Viridiplantae; Streptophyta; Magnoliopsida; Lamiales; Lamiaceae. The record is from RefSeq and is a predicted model, not a curated record. The transcript has 7 exons. Bases 143 to 820 code for a protein of 225 amino acids. Gene Ontology annotation, molecular function: adenine phosphoribosyltransferase activity.
CUUGCCGCUUUUCCCCAAAUCAUAUUUCUUCUUACCUAACACUGAAGCAGCAACAGUCAGCAGCAGAACUGAUCCGCUUAGCUACGGCCGCUUUACUGGUGGCGCAACCCUACCGCAUCCUCGGAGAAUUAGCGGAGCAGCCAUGGCCACAUCAAACGUCGACGUUAAAGACGAACGCAUUGCUGGGAUCGCCUCCAGUAUUCGUGUCAUACCUGAUUUCCCCAAACCUGGGAUAAUGUUUCAGGAUGUAACGACGUUGCUGCUUGAUCCUAAGGCGUUUAAGGAUACCAUCGAUUUGUUUGUUGAGAGAUAUAGAGAUAAGAACAUCAAUGUUAUUGCCGGUAUUGAAGCAAGGGGCUUUAUAUUCGGUCCUCCGAUCGCAUUGGCUAUUGGUGCAAAAUUUGUUCCAAUGAGAAAGCCCAAAAAACUACCUGGGGAGGUAAUAUCAGAAGAGUACUCUUUGGAGUACGGAACUGACAAGAUAGAGAUGCAUGUUGGAGCUGUGCAAGCUGGGGAACGUGCAGUUAUAGUAGAUGAUCUCAUUGCUACAGGGGGUACCUUAAAUGCUGCAAUACGUCUGCUUGAACGUGUUGGGGUCACCGUGGUUGAGUGCGCUUGUGUUAUUGAAUUGGCUGAACUGAAGUUGGCAAGUCUCUUCUGCGAAUUCGGACUACCUUACACACUCAACAUAACUAGCCCGCGCCUUGCAACUGUUUCCAGCUACCAAAUAUCCCUGAAAGACAGAGAGGGCACCCUAAGCUUUGGCAAAUUCAUGAUGGUCGGGAGAAAUUGGGCGACAAAUCACUGUUUGUUCUUGUGAGCGAGACAUGAGGAAAGAAAGAAUGCUGCCCUUGCUUCACAAAUAAUUAUUGCUCUUCCUUCAAGAAUUGCUAGGUUCGUGCCUAAUCCCUUUGUACCUGUAUUCUAUGUUCUCAUGAAUUACUUUUAUUUGGGUUGAUCAUGUCUAAACACCCUCAGUCAAGAAACCAAAAUUUAUUUCCACCAUUUUAAUUUACUUUACUUUUUGUUCGAUA